Camarhynchus parvulus is the source of this 5970-nucleotide messenger RNA. It is a transcript of the gene OSMR, whose product is annotated as oncostatin M receptor. Lineage: Eukaryota; Metazoa; Chordata; Aves; Passeriformes; Thraupidae. Gene Ontology annotation, cellular component: external side of plasma membrane; membrane. The transcript has 20 exons. Bases 450 to 3227 code for a protein of 925 amino acids. Gene Ontology annotation, biological process: cytokine-mediated signaling pathway. The record is from RefSeq and is a predicted model, not a curated record. Gene Ontology annotation, molecular function: protein binding; cytokine receptor activity.
GGUGGGAGGAGUCGCCGCCCUGCCCGGGGAGGGGCGGCCGAGCCGCUUCCCGGCACUGACCGGGCGGGCCGGUGCGUUCCGACCUGCGGGGACCCCGCUGACGGGGCCGUGAGGGAGCUCCCGGCGGCUGCAGGCGCACUUCGGUGCGGGAGGGCUGGAGCAGCACCUCGUACGGCAUCUCCGACCUCAGGGAACCCGCCAGCAUCGUCGCGUACCCGUGAAUUUAGGGCGCUUCGUGACCGUCUAGUCUCCUCUGCUUUCAGGAUGCCACUGCUUAGCUACAGCAUAAAAGCUGUUGAUUUGACUUGAGCAAAAAUUACCUAGCUCCAGUCUAACUAAAGCCCUCCAUAUAUAUUGUCCUGGGUGCUGACAGAGGAGUCUGCUGGAUUCAUCAGUCAGGCUGUCGGUGGGGCAGAAAUCACAAGGUUUAUGCAGGAAAAGGUAGACAGAUGAUGAAUCACUUCAUGAUUCUGGCAGUACUGCUCCCUCUGAGGACGUGCCACACUGCAUACUCACAGCAAGAAUCUGAUGUGUUUCCAGUGACAUACCUUAAUGUUUCCAAGGAUUUGGAUCUUCAGCGGCUGCUGGUGGAAUGGGAUGUUGUCAAGCCAGUGCAUGAUGCUGAGCUGGCAAUGUCUUUUGAGAUACAAGUCCGUCGAACCAAUGAAGUUGUGUGGACAGAGUUUCAAAAUGUCACACUUGAUAAAUUGGGAAAGCCUCUUCAUUGGACAUGGGAUUCAAACAUACCUUUGGAGUGUAUGUCACAUUCUGUGAGGGUCAGGAGCAAGGCCGAAACAUCAAAAAUCUGGAGUCAAUGGAGUUUGUGGGAGACUCUCCCAGGCCUGGACACUUCAAACAGAAGUGGGCCACAAAUCUUUCCGAAAGAAAAAAUUUUAGCAGAAGGCUCUAAUAUCACUCUUUGCUGCAUUGGAGGGAAAAGUCAAACCAUUAAAGAAUUCUCUGUAUACCCAACUGUUGAUGUUGUCAAGCGCACAAAGAAUCAAGUCAGACUUCUUACUGUGGGAAAUCUGUCACAUGACAAAGGGUCUAACAUUCAUGUCUACUGCUAUGAUGAGGAUAAGGGGUCUCAUGAAGCAGCUUUCUUUGUGGGUAAACCACCUGAUACACCUAAAGACUUUUCCUGCCAAACCCAAGACAUGAAAAGAGUAACAUGUACUUGGAGGAAAGAAGAGACCUAUCUCUAUGGAAAGAAUUCACCACAAUACACCUUGUCUAAAACGUCAUCCCAGAAAAUGGCUCUGUGCAAAGCAAGUUGUCCUAAGCAGUGCUCAUGCUCUUGGGAUAUAGGCCAGCAGUGGAUCUGGAAUGUCACACUGACUGUGGAAAACCCACUGGGAAAGAAAACUGCCACUGAUGUUUUUGAUGUAAAACACAGAAUGUAUCCCACUGCACCUUUCCAGGUUUGGGAAGAUUGCACAGAUACAGAAAUGACAUUACACUGGAAUUACAAAAACACUGAAAUUGAACUCUUUUGUCAGACUGAAGUGGUCCACCCUGAUGGCAAAGUAGAACUGCACAACAGCUCCGUGCCGGACUCACGGCGCGUCACCGUGCGCGGGCUGCGGCCGCACACGGAGUACACGGCCAGGGUGCGCUGCGGGGCGGCCAGGCACUUCUGGAGGUGGAGUGAGUGGAGCCAACCCCUGACCACCAGAACAAAGGAAGGAACUCCAUCAGGGAAACUGGACAUAUGGAGAGAAAUUACACCAGUUCUUGGGGGACGAAAUGUGACCUUGUUCUGGAAGCAAACACCAAGUUUUCAAGCAAAUGGAAAAAUUAUUUUAUAUGAAGUAACCUGGGAAAAAAUAGAAGAUGGCUCCCAGCCUGAAAGUGUCUCCUUUUCUUCAGUCUACAAUAGCACAAGGAUUUUCAUUGAUAACCAUUCCUACAGAAUCAGUGUCAUGGCAAAGAACAAUGUUAAUUUUUCACUUCCUUCAAUAUUGAUCAUCUCUAGAGCUACAGAUAACAGCACUGAAGAGCUUAAGGAAGGACAGGUUAAUGGUACAGAUGAUGGCAUUUUUCUGUCCUGGGAGCCCAGAAGUAUAUAUGACAGUUACAUUAUUGAUUGGUGUAGCUUUCCCAGGUUGCAGCCUUGUGAUUUGCAGUGGAAGAGAUUUGGACCCAACAUUUCCAGUGCUGUGAUCAGCUCAGCUGCUUUUGUGCCGGGGGUGAGAUACAAAUUCCACAUCUAUGGAUCCGUGGCUAAUAGAGCCUCCUUACUGGAAAAGAAGAUUGGUUAUCUUAAGGAGCUGCCUCCUCGUCUUGACCCUAUUGUGAGAAAAGUUGAUCUGACUUACAAUUCCGUAACACUGUCUUGGGAUUCUUAUCUCACAAAUGAGUCAGAGACUGGUUUUGUAAGAGGCUACCAUGUUUAUGUGUCACCUAUACAAGGGAACUGCAAUUUGAAAGGAUCAAAAAAGCACAUUCUUUCAGAUGAAUCGGAGCUAUGUAAAUACACAAUUGAAAACCCAGAAGAAAAGAGAUACACUGUGAAACACCUGAUGCCAAACACAAAAUACAAAAUUGUGGUUAAAGCAUUUACAGGUGGAGGAGAGACUCCCAUUGUUAACUUUAGAUACAUAGAUACACCAUAUAACUCAAACAUGCUGUACUUUAUAUUCCUGCUAGUGAUAGUUCCAACCCUUGUAGCAGCUAUUUGCCACUGGAAGAUGAAGUGGGUGAAGGAGUGGUGCUGUCCUGUAAUACCUAGUCCUAACAAGAGCAAAGUGCUGUCAUUCAAAGAGUUUAAGAUUGAUUCUGAGAAAGUGCUGAAGAUAAAUGACUGCCUUCCUGACAUGCUAGCCAUGGACAGUAAUGCUGAAGCUCAUAAAUUGCAUCCUGUUACCUGGAGCCCAGUAUCUUCAACACCAACUGAAGAUAACACUGAUGGUCACAAUUCUUCAUGGAUUUACUCUAGUGAAAAUGUAGCAAGAGACUUUCCACCCACAGCUACACCUCAGACUCAUACCUGUUUUGAGAAUUUUGCUUAUUCUUCUCCACUUGAGGCUGAAUCUGAUCCCUACCAAAUACCGGAGACACUUGAAGCUGGCAAGACAAACCAGGCAGUGGUGCUGUACCAGCCACAAUGCUACAUAGAUAUUUUUCAUGAGGAUGCAGCCUCCAUCACCAGAGAAACAGGUGAGAGAAAGAACAGUCUGAAAUACUUCUCUCAAACAGAUGCAUGCUGGCUGGGGGGGAGGCUUUGAUGUUGUGUCCUCCAGAGAGUCCAUCCGGUGUUUGGCCACACACUACAAAUGAGAAUUUAUAAAGCUACAGCUUCUUGUGAUUAGGGCUCUCACAAGCCCAGAUGCCUGACUUUCAUUAAUAACGGCAAAGCUGUUGUUCCUGGACCAGUUUUGAGUACUGAUUUGCACAGGAAUCGUCUGUGUUGUGGUUCCAUUACAACUUACGGGCAUUAGAUGAGAUUUAUAGGCUGGUUUGUGGCUUGUGUUAUGCAGCACGUUACAUCACAGCAAUCUGUCACAGGCUGAUGCAGAGAACUGCAUCAGAGAUUAAACUAUUCAUAAAGCAGAGGAGCAAAUGAAACAAGGGGGAAGGUUGUGCUGCUCAAGGAGUGUAUUUCUCUUGCAGUGUUCUGUGUACUCUGGCAGUCCCAGCGAAUGGAUACUGCUGGGCAUGGAGCAUUUUGGGGGCUGGGUUGUAUUUUCUGUCUCUCCAACGCUGUAAGGAAUCAUUGUAGAAGCCUUACCUGCACAUUGUGGCUCAUUCCUAGAAGAUUUGAAGGAAUUUUGACUUCCCCAGGAGUGCUGCCCAGGGCACCCAAAUCCAGUAAUCAUCCUUUUACUUCACCUGUGUCCCAACUACACUUGAUGUGUGAAAGAGCACAGAAAACAGAUUUUCUUAUGGAAGACCCUCGCUUUCAUUUCUUGUAACUGGGGCUCCUCAUACUUCUGCCUUCUCUGCCUAAAGACCCUUUAAAAUCGUCUCAACUAUACAUUGAAGAGAUGUAGGGAGUUAGCUGGAAAGGAGUUAAUUUUCCAGAAGGACAGAGGUGGUACCACAUGGCAAGGUCUUUGCUGGUGCACAUGAGCUAAACUUUUGGCAUUUGGCUUCCAUAGCAAGCCCCAACCAGCCAAACAACCAGACAUGGCUGGUGUAUGAAUCCUGUUUGUGAAGGACAUCAUAUUCAGACUGCAUGCAUGUAGAUCUCCCAACACUAAUUUCAUAUUUGUUAAAAAAACAAAACCAAAAAAUACUUAUUGUAACACUCAGAAUUCCUACAGUAGACAGCAGUGAAUUUGGCCUUUCAUUUUGAUUUCAGGAAAUUUGUAAUGAAGCAGCAGAGUUGGAAUUGCAGCUUGUCAGAUUUACCUCAGUGCAAAAGGAACCCUUUGGUUUUACCCCCUUAUGCUGUUUGGAAUUCGUCACAAAGGGAUGGUUUCAACUUACGAGCACAGCAUAAGCAACUUUCAAAGGUGAAACAAAUGAAGGGUGUCUGACAAUUUGAUGUUCAGCUUAUUUGCUAAAAUGCAGUUACUUGCCUUCCCUGUGUUUAACUAGCUAAUCACACUCCUAGAAACCAAACCAGCUGCAGACCUAGUGAAUUCUGAAACUGAACGAUAUCUAGUUUUUAUACUGUUGCUUACAGAUAUUGUUGUAAUGUCACAAACUGUGCUGCAACAGGAAAAGCAGUAAGGCCUUGCACAGCCUGUGGGCUGACACAAGCACUGCCUGCAGAGGGAGAAGAAAAAGGAGAAGUACAAAGAUACAGACACAGGGAUGGGCAGACGUGGUUGGAAGCAUUCAGGCCACACCCUGCCAUGCCCGUCUGUGUGCUGUGCACAGGUGCAGGUGGCUCACAGGCCUGAGAGGUAGAGAAGAGCUUUCAGCAUGGUCCUUCCUUCCAGCCUCCAGCAGCCAAGUAAGGAAACACAGCCGGGCACAUUCUGCUGAAGGGCAAGAGAACAGGGAGGGUAAGGGAGAAGGCUGAUUUGUCAGAUACAUCCCAGGGAAACUUCCUCCCUUUAUCUUAGCCUCUUCUUUGAGUAGCAAUGCAUGUGAAAGCUUGAUACCACAGUAUCUUUACAGCUUGGAACAUUUGCUUCUCCAGAAUGCUUCAUCACACUGUAUGUACUUGUGUAGCUUAAAAGCUUUACUGCUGGAAAAAAGGCGAGUAAACAUAAGGGAGCUGCUUUGUCACAACCAAUAUAAAACUUCUGAGCUGUACGUUUCAGAAGAAGGUGUAUUUAUUCUAAAAUGUUGAAAAGGUAUUCUAAUCAAGUAUGUACUGAGGAAUUCAGAUACAGAUGUCAGUCAAAGAAAUCAGCGUACAAAGCAUUUUAAAUUUUGACAUUGCUGCAGUUCUUCCUGCCAGGGGGACAGCUGCAACCUGGCACAACUCCCAGCUGUGAAAAAGCUGCUGUCACUGAGGCCUGGCUGCAGCAAUUCCAUGCAGGAGGUGAAUGAAGGGGUUUGUGGGUUCCACCAGUUGUGCCUUCCUGAUGGUGGGGUGAGACACACGGGCCUGGCUGAGGUCUCACCUCUCAAUGCCCUGGCUGUUCCCAGGGAGAUCCUCCUGCUCUGAUGAAAUUCCAUUAUCUGGACACAGUGACACACUUGACCACAUUCCAGGUCACUGGGUGAGGGAAGGAGAAGCGGGCUCCUCUUUCCCUAUAAUCCCUUCUGCUUCUUGGCUCCGAUGGGGGGUGCUUUGUGAAACCUCCUGUGCAUAAAAUGUACACAAAUGGAGGAUUCCAGGAAGGAUAAUGCCUCUGUGCCAAAGGGCACAGUCUGGGCACCAGAACUGAAGAUUAGAGAAGUAUUUUGGCAUAUGUGGAGAAGUGUGUAUCAUUUUUAUAUAUUAAAACAUCUGUCUUGCAUUAAUGGUUGAAUGAGUUCAGAACUGCAAUCCUCUAAUUUUUUUUGUUCAUAAUGCAACAUUCACAGCUGUUGUUGAAAUGCUAAUACUUAAACCAUCACAUAAUUAAA